CUUCUGCAGAAAUCUGCCAGAGCUUUGCAGACAUCAUUCAAGGCCUCUUCCUGGGCACACCUGCCAGUUUCGAGGCUGCAGUGGAACCCUUCAAACCUGAUGCAGACAUGAAAGCUGCGACGACCCAGCUGAAGACGCUGGUGGACUUCCUCCCCAAGAACACCAAGGACAGCAUCUUAAAGCUCAUGGACAAAAUAGCAAAGAGCCCACUGUGUGCUUAGGAUUUAGAAGCUGAAGAGCUGCAGUUGCUGGAAGCCCCUGCCACUGCCAGGAUGCUUCCUUCACUGUCCCCAGCAGCCUAGGCUGGCUCUCUUUAAUAAAGGAUAAGCAUCU
This is a messenger RNA of Equus caballus (horse), 333 nucleotides long. RefSeq names its product secretoglobin, family 1A, member 1 (uteroglobin). The record is from RefSeq and is marked validated. Gene Ontology annotation, biological process: signal transduction. Lineage: Eukaryota; Metazoa; Chordata; Mammalia; Perissodactyla; Equidae. Gene Ontology annotation, cellular component: cytoplasm.